This is a messenger RNA of Stylonychia lemnae, 1449 nucleotides long. Lineage: Eukaryota; Ciliophora; Spirotrichea; Sporadotrichida; Oxytrichidae. The record is from the annotation of a GenBank genome assembly.
AUGGGAGUCAUAAUUACAUCAUGCUGCGAGAAGCAGUUUUCUCCUCCAGAACGCAAACACGAAAUCGAAACAUCCUAUGUCAGAACGGAAUCAGCUCGCAGGAUACUUUCAUUCAAAGAUUUCAAAGGCUUCAAGAAAGUCCACGAUAUAGGUGACUAUUAUAAGUUUGGGUAGAGAUUAGGACAAGGAUCAUUUGGGGAGGUGCUGAAAGCAGAGCAUAAAAAAGCAGCAGUCACUUGUGCAGUCAAGAUCAUAAAAAAGUAAAAGAUCUAGGAACACCAAAUACUAAUUGAUCUAAUGCACAAUGAAUUGAAAGUGUUAGAGGAAACAACACACCCACAUAUAAUGAGAAUAUUUGAACUAUUAGAAGACAAUAAUAACUAUUACAUUGUCUCUGAACUACUUAACGGCGGAGAGCUGUAUGAGAGAAUAGUACAGUUGAAGUUCUUUGAUGAGUCAAACGCCGCUGACAUUAAACCGGAGAAUAUACUGUUGGAAAAGAGUGAUUCAAACAGUUUAGACAUUAAAAUUACAGAUUUUGGUUUUGCAUGCUUUUAUGAUCCGAAAGAGGGAUUAAAUGAUGUAUUGGGAAGUCCUCUAUACAUGGCACCUGAGAUUGUGCGUGAAGAGACAUAUGAUGAAAAAGUAGACACUUGGAGUGUAGGAGUGAUCGCUUAUAUCUUACUGUGUGGAAGUCCUCCAUUCAAGGGUAAAACUAAGUCAGAGAUGUUCAAGAGUAUAAUAAAUUCUGAUGUGACAUUUGAUCGUAAAAUAUGGGAAUAAAUAUCUCCUGAGGCCAAAGAUUUCAUUAGCAAGGCUCUAAUAAAAGACAGUAAACUAAGAUAUGAUGCAAAGUAAUUAAUAAGCCAUCAGUGGAUCUAUAAAAAAGUAAAGCAACCAGAUGUAAAUUAAGGGGUCUAGCUAGAUGUUGCAAAUAAUCUUAAGGAAUUCAGGAGUGGUAUUCUUUCCUUCAUCGUGGGAUUAAAGGCAUCAUCAGAGGAAUUAGAGGAACUUAAGAAUUUAUUUAUCAGAUUAGACACAUCGAAGGACGGUACAUUAUCAAUUGAAGAACUCAAGGAAGGUAUGGAGUAAGUAGUUCAAAAGAUUGGCACACAAAAAGCAAUGGAAUAUGAAGACCUAAUGCGCAGUCUUGACAAAGACGGCAAUGGAGUGAUAGAUUAUACCGAAUUUAUAACAGGCGCAAUAGACAAAGUUGCUCUCCUGAACAUAAAAAAUCUACAGGCUGCAUUCAGGAUGAUAGACCAGGAUAACUCAGGCAUGAUUACUAUUGAUGAGUUGAAAGCUGUAUUCGAUACUGGUGGAGAUAAAAAAGAUGAGAGUCUUUGGAUGGAGAUUAUGAGUGAAGUAGAUAAAAAUGGUGAUAAUCAGAUUAGUUUUGAGGAGUUUUAGGAUGUAAUGACUUCUCUUCUGAAGAAAAAGCAUUUAUGA